This is a messenger RNA of Sparassis crispa, 1920 nucleotides long. RefSeq lists its product with no specific name. The coding region runs from base 1 to 1920 and encodes 639 amino acids. The record is from RefSeq and is a predicted model, not a curated record. Gene Ontology annotation, molecular function: metal ion binding; protein binding. The transcript is spliced from 6 exons. NCBI's taxonomy places the organism in Eukaryota, Fungi, Basidiomycota, Agaricomycetes, Polyporales, Sparassidaceae.
AUGGUGUCUGCUCUCUGGAAGGCUUGUUCGGAGGGUAACCUCGAAGAUGCCCUUGAGCUUUUGAGGGAGGCGUCGACUGUCGAAAUUGAGAUCAAAGAUCACACCGGCGUUACCCCUCUGAUCGAGGCCGUUAAAAUUGGGCACGUAGAAGUUGUCAGGGCACUUUUGGAGAAAGGUGCCGAUCCAACGAACGCUUCUAGUCAAGGCCCUCCAGAGCAGUAUACGACAGACCCGAUUAUCUUGGACCUCCUCAACACAGCGAAGAGCAAGGUUUCUCCGGAUGUAAUUAUCAUCGAGGAGACGGCUUGCACUCACGAUCCCAACAUGGAUCCGACCACGGGCUAUUAUGGCCCGCCCCCUAGUGCUUACUAUUACCCUGGUAUGCCAGUCCCACCACACAUACUGCCUGAUGGCACUCCGUACUAUGCGACGCCUCCUCCGGUACCGACUGAGCAAAACCCUAACGGAAUCCCCAACCUACCACCCCCUGAGGUCGCUCGGAUGAUUCCUUGCAGGUAUUAUCCUGCAUGUCGCUAUGGUACCUCGUGUAUGUUCGCCCACCCGCAAACGCCAUAUAUUCAAGGGCCGCUACCCCCUCCUGCUCAGUAUCCCACUCAUUACGACACGAUGACAGCCCCUUACCCACCGCACUCGUACUAUCCUGUGCAAUCACCCUCUUUCCAAGGCUCUCCGAAUGGCGUCGCUAUUUCUGCCAUGUCACCGCCGCAUGGCCCUCACCCUCUCCCCCAUAUACCAAUGGGUCACGCGAGGUCGGGCUCUGAGAUUGUGUCUCCGGUCCAGGCGCAUUUCAGCCCAACGGGGACAGCGCCCCCCAUGCCGUAUGGGAUCAUGUCCCCGAUCUCUCCUACGUACGGCCAUCCUGGUCAAAUGCCGGUACCAAUUUCAAUUCCUCCUCUUCCCCCUCUCCAGCAUUCGGCUGCCGGUGGUCCUCAAUCCCCUCAGCAUGCGAUGUAUCCCCCGAUCUCCCCUGGUGCUGUCCCGCCCUACGCCAUUCCGGGCCAGCACGUGGGGCAAUACGUACCACAGAGCAUGCAUAUGCAAGGCGCUGCUCCCGAAGCACCCAACUCUCCACCUGUUCAUCCGCAGGCGGACGGUUAUGGUCCACCUCAAGGGCAUAGGGAAGGCAUGACCCACCACAGACGAGGCAGCGCUCGCCGACCUUCGUUUGGCGGCCCUGGCCGUAAACCUGCUUGUCUUUUCUUUCCGGCAGGAAGAUGUAGGAACGGCGACGAGUGCCGAUUCCCACACGUGCUUCCUGAUGGUGCCGCUCCUCAUCAUCCUCCGCAUUACUCCGCAAGAGGCGGACAUAGGCCUCGCGGACCUCCUCACGCUCACCCGAAUGGCAGCGCUACAAUUGAGGAGAAGUUCUCUGCGAUGGCGGUUCAAGAUGACAGACAGUCAUCGCAUAGUCGCACUGCAACUAACGGGACCAGUGGCACUGGACCCUCCAGUCGAUCACAGUCUACCGAACCGGGAAGCAAGGGCCGCGUUGCUCAGGCGUUCAAGCAUAACCAUUUGCCCAAUGGUGUCCGACUCGAGAAGAAGGUGAUUCCGCCGAGACCACAGCGUCUCCCCAGUGCGGAUGAGUUCCCGGUGCUCGCUAGCGCUACUCCCCCUCUACGGAGUCCACCCCUCAACGCGUCAGGUUCCAGCGGUUACACCGGCCCUACUGCUGCUCAGGUUCUGCUAGCACCUCCUCCGUCUCGCAAGGAUGCGCAGCCGGACGUCCGUGGCAGCACACCAGAGCAUGACAGUUCUACUCCGGGAGCGAAGGAUAAGACAGAAGUAAACAGCGUAGCGCCGGCUCAGGAACAGAUCGUCAACAAGCUUACUGUCUCAUUUGCGGCCGCAGCUACCGCCGCCCCCGACGCUCCGAAGGAGGUGUCUGUUACCGCCUAA